Messenger RNA from Lytechinus variegatus (green sea urchin), 1495 nucleotides. Its product is annotated as beta-lactamase domain-containing protein 2-like. Bases 52 to 1347 code for a protein of 431 amino acids. The transcript has 8 exons. The record is from RefSeq and is a predicted model, not a curated record. NCBI's taxonomy places the organism in Eukaryota, Metazoa, Echinodermata, Echinoidea, Temnopleuroida, Toxopneustidae.
UAUAGCGACCAUACAGACUCCACUUCGUCUUGACGAAAUCUUCUUCCUAAAAUGCUUGAAAACCUAGCCUUGAUCGCCUCCACAGCUCUGAUAGUAAGGUAUUUACCUAAACUUCGACAGUGGAAAUUACCAGUUCAUGUUGGUGGAUACGUCAAACCAGGCUUUGAAGAGAUAGAGGAUGAAUUUAGGAGAAAUUUUGAGAAGGGACCGGAGGUGAGAAAGAGCGGCUCUGGCUUUGCGGUAUACCAUAACGGAGAGAGAGUCGUCAACCUCUACGGUGGUUACGCAGAUGCAGAUAUCCUUCAGUUAUGGAGGGAAAAUACUUUAUCACUAGUAUAUUCUACUACAAAAGUUAUAGGAGCGAUAUGCAUCGCUAAGCUGGUUGAUGAAGGGCUGUUAGAAUAUCAAAGACCUGUUGCAGAUUACUGGCCGGAGUUUGGUGCACAUGGCAAGGGUGACAUCACAGUUCAACAACUCAUGGAACAUAAGGCAGCUCUUCCAGUGAUACCCUUGCCCAUCACGUAUGGCUUGCUUCGGGACCACGUCAGGCUCGGCUCCUUGUUUGCGGACAUGUCACCCUCCUGGAAGCCAGGCACGGCUCAUGGGUACCACGCUGUCUCCAUAGGCCCCCUGACCAGUGAGCUGCUACGGAGGGUUGACCCCAAGGGAAGGACCCUUGGAAAGUACUUCGAUGAGGAGAUAGCGAAACCCUUUGGUAUAGAUUUCUUCAUUGGUCUUCCACUGGAGGAGAACCAUCGCACGGCCAAACUAAUCUGCGCAGAUCCUGGUCCUGUUGUAACGUACAGGUCCGUGAGGCACUCUUCCAAGAACAGGACUGCUACGGCCGGCUCCAUGACGGACAUGACGUAUGCGAAAAAACUUGUUCAGAAUGCUGGAGAAUUGAGAGAUUUUUUCAGAACACAAAACAAUCCUGAAUACCGUGCUGUCGAAAUAGCAUCAGCAAAUGGCUUUGGAACUGCAGAGGCAUUAGCAAAGCUGAUGGGGAUACUAGCUGUCGGAGGCACAGAUCCAAUCACCAAGAAGGCACUGCUCUCCAAGGAAAGGGUUGACUCAUUUCUAGAUUCAGAACCGGAGACAACGGAUAAGGUCAUCAAGAUACCCAUCGCUUGGAAGAAUGGCAUGGCGAUCGACCACACAGAGGACGGGGUUAAGAUAUUCGGCCAUCCGGGUGCUGGGGGACAGGUUGCCUUCACCGAUCUUCACCAUCGCCUUGGUUACGCGUUCACCAGCCGUUAUGCCGCCCCGUUCGGCUUUGGAGAUGAUCCACGAUUUAAGAACCUACAAAAAGCUAUGUAUCGAUGUGUAAAGAAAUUGGAAGAAUCGUGACUGUACCUGUACUUACUCUAUGUGGAUGUGCUCUAGGCAAGCUAUACAAAAUAUGGGGGCUUGUUAGUGGAUUUAAAGGAGAAGUUCACCCUGACAGAAAGUUUAUUUUGAAAAUAGCAAAACAAAAAUAUAUAUAUAUUGUUGAAGG